UAGUGGCAUUGAGUAUGGAAAAGAGGCGUAUAAUAUUAGUUCAAUGUUAUAUACUCUGAAAGCUGCUAAGACUGAUGAUAAAAUUAGAGUCAAAAAAAACAUAUAUAAAGCAUUCUUAUAUCUUUCAUUCAUGUCAGCACCUGUACAAAUUUGGAGUCGAAAAGGAUAUAUUAGAGUUAAAGAGAAUAAGAACUAA
This is a messenger RNA of Dentiscutata heterogama, 196 nucleotides long. NCBI's taxonomy places the organism in Eukaryota, Fungi, Glomeromycota, Glomeromycetes, Diversisporales, Gigasporaceae. The record is from the annotation of a GenBank genome assembly.